CUGUGCGCUGUUAUUAUUGUAAGAGUAAUUUCUUUUUUACGAAAAUGGCGUCUAGUCAGGGAGGUGUGGGAGCUGUCACGGCUCUACAAAGCCAUCACUACUCUAGCGGACCUCCCUGGAGCCCGGGCAUCAGCCAGUACCAGCACCAGCAGCAGCACCACACGGCCCGCAGCCUGGACCGGGCGCUGGAGGAUGCCGUGUGCUCGGGGAUAAUGAACCUGAGCGGUAGGAAGCUGAGGGAGUACCCGGGUAUGAGCUACGAUCUGACCGAUACAACACAAGCAGAUUUGUCCAAGAAUCGACUCACAGAAAUCCCCCCAGAAGUGUGUCUGUUCGCCCCCCUCGAAUCGCUCAACCUCUACCACAACUGCAUCAAGUGCAUCCCAGAAGCCAUUAUCAAUCUGCAGAUGCUGACUUAUCUUGACAUCAGCCGAAAUCUCCUGUCAGUUUUGCCAAAAUACUUAUUCAGCCUCCCUCUCAAAGUUCUGCUUGUGAGCAACAACAAACUCGUGUCCAUCCCCGAGGAGAUCGGCAAGGCCAAAGAGUUGAUGGAACUGGACGUGAGCUGUAAUGAGAUCCAGGUGCUGCCAGCUCAGGUGGGGAGGCUUCAUGCAUUGCGAGAACUCAACAUCAGGAAGAAUUGUCUUCACAUGCUGCCUGAGGAGUUGGCUGAUCUGCCUCUCAUCCGACUUGACUUUUCUUGCAAUAAGAUCACAGAGAUUCCUCCAGUUUACAGGAAACUCAGGCAGUUGCAGCACAUCAUCCUAGAUAACAAUCCUAUGCAAUCUCCACCAGCACAGAUAUGUCUCAAGGGCAAAGUGCACAUAUUAAAGUACCUGAACAUCCAGGCGUGUAGGAUGGACAAGAAACCGGACACGCUGGACCUUCCCUCUCUCGGCAAACGUUGCCUUCCACAGCCUCUUACAGAUAGCAUGGAAGAUUUUUAUCCUAGUAAGAACCACGGGCCUGACUCUGGAAUUGGUAGUGACAAUGGUGACAAGAGGCUGUCUACUACUGAGCCUUCGGACGACGACACAGUCAGCCUGCACUCUCAGGUUUCAGAGACAGCCCGUGCUGAUGCCCUCUCACUCCUCUCCAAAAUGGAUUCUUGCAAAGAUCAGGAUCUCUAUGACUUUAUAGACCCCAACCCGGACGAGGAUCCUGCUCUGUCAGAGUGUAACGGGCAGCAGAGCAGUCACGUGUCUUGUAUAAAGGAACUUGAAAAAGUUCUUAACCUGUCUCACCAAAGUAAAGAUAAAGACGGCUGGAAAGAGGAGUCAGGUUCUGAUAAGGAGCAGCUGGUUGAGGAAGAGGAUGACGAGCUGAAGGAAGUGCUGGAUCUGAGGAAGAUUGCUGUUCAGCUUUUGCAGCAGGAGCAGCAGAAUCGACGACGAUCCCUGAUUUGCAGAGCGGAAAGUCUUAUUCACCGACGGAGAGUGACUGGCCGGGCACACAGAUUUCUGAGUCACUCUGGAAGUUCAGGCAGCAAGCCAAGACCCCCGCCUCAGAGCGCUCGCAGUGCUUCUCUGGAUGAAGGAAGCAGUGGAGCGUCAGUGCUGAGUGGACAGCCUUCUUCCUCCUGCUCCUUUGAUGGCAGCUUGAAGACAGAUCAUUCAGAUUCAGAGCCAAAGUGGCCCGAAGUCCCACCGGUCCUCAAUCAGAAUGAGGAUCGCAGGAGGAACAAGUACUUGAGAAAAGAUUAUCUGAAGUACAAGUGUCAGAGUGCUCGGAAAAACUCCAGUGGGAAUGACGACUGUGAGGAAGGCUUGCGCAACGCUGAUUUCAGCACCACUCUGACAGUGUUUGGACUAAAGCCAAGAUCAGCCUUCACCAAAGGGAGCCGGCAGGAGUACACCUCGACAGACCCCAGCUUCACUAUGAGGAGGAAGAUGGAGCACUUGAGAGAGGAAAUCGAACAGAUAGGACUCUUGCGGCAGAACAUUGAGUGCAGACUGAAGGUGUUGCUCCCAGACGACGUGGGAGCUGCUCUGAUGGACGGGGUUGUCCUUUGCCAUUUAGCCAAUCACAUUUGUCCUCGGUCUGUCGCCAGCAUCCAUGUGCCGUCUCCCGCAGUGCCAAAGCUUAGCAUGGCUAAAUGCCGUAGGAAUGUGGAGAACUUCUUGGAUGCCUGUAAGAAGCUGGGUGUCACACAGGACAAGCUGUGUCUGCCCCAUCACAUCCUAGAAGAGCGCGGUCUGGUGAAGGUGGGUAUAACUAUCCAGGCUCUGUUGGAUCUGCCUGCGUCAAAGCCCACACAACUGUCAGCUGUUUGACACAAGCCUGAAUGCUGCGUCCAUCCCGCAGUCAUCCAGCCAACCCCUCUCCCCAGCCCGAACCCACUCCCCAUCGCCAGGGACCAGAGAGCCCCCCGGGGCGAGGACCCAGUGGCUCGUGGGCCUUUGGGAGUCUGCUUCUGCCUGACUGAAACAGGAGACAGGAGGGAGAAAUACCUCUGUCUCUUAUAUGAUGUCAGCCGCCACCCUGCUUCCUGUCCAUCACAAUUCCACUUGUGUCCUGUUCCUAGUUACUGGGGUCAUCCUGUACAUGUGUGGACUAGCAAUGUGUGUUUCCUGAGCUGCACAGCUUGGACUUGUCGAGGAGAGACGGAAAAGACAAUUGGUCUAUAUGAAGACAUAUACGUACCUCUCAACAUGCUCGGUAAUUUUUGAGCCUGCAAGUGCCAGUAAUUAACAUUUCCAUGCGUGAGGAAGACAUUGGCAGUGAGGAGAUGACAGACAUGUGACUCACUCUUUCACUAAAGAGACCUAAGUUGCACGCUGGCCUCGCAGCAACAAACCACUCACUGCCCUCAAGGGGUUCUUACUGUUUUUCUUUUUUUUGUGGAAUUUCUUUUCUCCAUGAAUAAUAUAUUUUUUAAUUUAUUUGUACUGUAUGUACUUUCUGAUACAAUUCUGUUUUUUUUCUUUUUUUUUACAUCAGGUCCCUACUGUAUCUGCUUUUCAGCUGCCAAAUCUGAUUCAUAAAUUGUGUUGAUUUAUCAGAGCAAGGCGUGCCUCGUGAGUCAUGCUCCAGUAGAAAUUCUUCCCAUUUCCCCUCAAACUCUGGUGUGGUUUCGACAUAUUUAAACUACUGUACAAAUUAAUACUUAAAAAAAACAAAAUACAAACAUGCAUGCUAUGACAUUUGACCACUGUGAGAACAUGUGCCUGGCUGUGGCCAAAAGCACGACGGUCCUGUUUUGUAGCAUUUUUUCAUUGUACAUGCAAUGUUUUCCGAAAAAUAUUCUGUAUUCCAACUUUUCUAAAGCUUUUAUACUUUCUUUCCAGUCAUUACCAAUCAACAUUGUUGUGGAGUUCAGAGCAUGUGUUUGCCAUAUUACAUAUAAAGCAGUUAGGAAUGUAUUGCUUUGCAUAGAGUGGCCAGUCAUUCUGAAAACUCUCCACACAUGGCACGCUCUUAUUUCACUGCCAGGCCACCUUGCUGUAAUGUACUUUCUGAUACAAUUCUCAUUUCAGGGAAAUUAAAUUAUUUAUGUAUUUAUUCUUUUGUUUUAUAUUUAUAUGCUGUUGCUUUGUGUGUCUUAACACUGACUGCCAGUUCAGGUGCAGUGCAGCCGAACAUUUAGAUCUCGCGUUUGUCUUCUGCGUGCUGCGGAUCAACUUAAAAGAGAAGGCGAUUGGUUUAUUUGACAUAAAGUGUGAAUAAUUGCCUGUUUAAGAGAAGCUGAUUCAUCUGUAUUGACCUUUAUCAGUGACACGUUGAUAUGACAUGAAUAACAUGACCUCUGGCUUGUUAGUUCAGCUACUGCAGCCUGUAGUUGACACAAAAUCCCAUGUUUACAACAGAAACAAGUAGGCAAGGUGGUUAGAGCAGAGUUUUACUGUCCAGUGAAGACAUAGCUAAUCAUUAUGCAAAAAGUGCUAUACUAUUAGUUUGUGUAGCUGAAACAUCUCGGAGAACAACAGUACUUAAUGCCAAUUCAACACCUUGAAAGUACACAAGUAUAAUCAUGUGAAACAGCAUUGUAACAUCUAAAAACAUGACAUAUUGUGCCUUAAAGGAGGGGUGUUGGAUGUUCUGCAGUCUUAUGUAAUUACACUAUUAAUUUCAUUAAAUGCACCUGUUUUUUUUUCUUCCAUCUUGUAAAAAUACAUGAUUUAUAGUU
Messenger RNA from Cottoperca gobio, 4126 nucleotides. RefSeq names its product leucine-rich repeats and calponin homology (CH) domain containing 2 (gene lrch2). NCBI's taxonomy places the organism in Eukaryota, Metazoa, Chordata, Actinopteri, Perciformes, Bovichtidae. The transcript is spliced from 21 exons. Gene Ontology annotation, molecular function: protein binding. The coding region runs from base 45 to 2273 and encodes 742 amino acids. The record is from RefSeq and is a predicted model, not a curated record. Gene Ontology annotation, cellular component: cytoplasm.